This is a messenger RNA of Dromaius novaehollandiae (emu), 3903 nucleotides long. RefSeq names its product nemo like kinase (gene NLK). Gene Ontology annotation, molecular function: ATP binding; MAP kinase activity. The transcript is spliced from 12 exons. The record is from RefSeq and is a predicted model, not a curated record. Gene Ontology annotation, cellular component: nucleus; cytoplasm. Lineage: Eukaryota; Metazoa; Chordata; Aves; Casuariiformes; Dromaiidae. Gene Ontology annotation, biological process: intracellular signal transduction; protein phosphorylation. The coding region runs from base 651 to 2183 and encodes 510 amino acids.
UGCGGGCGGGUGUCGGGCGCGCGCCCCGCAUGGGGGCGGGGGGGGCCGGCGGGGGGAGGGCAGGCCGGGUGCGCGUGCCCGCUGUGCGCUCCGCGCUGGGGCUCCGUGAGGAGGCCUUCCAGGAAAAGUUGCAAACUCCGAGUUCUUUGCUCUGUUGGAGGGAGCAGGUGCAUACGGCAGGGAGCUAUGUAGGAGGUGCCUGGGCGCUCUGGGGCGGUCUUGAGGAGAUCCCGGGUGAGGAUGUGGGAAUGGAAGGCGUAGGCUUGUCAGUCCUCGCAGGGUGUUCCAGGGGAGCGACUCCAAACCCUCCUUCUGGAGGGAAGGGGGACUGAUCCCUGUAUUUCCCCCAAAAAAGAAAAAAGAAGUGUGAAACGAGACCCAACCCCGUUGCCCAAGGAUGGAUUUUCAGUAGCCAACCCCGGCUGGACUCUUGGGGGAGAGGGGUUUUACGCACGCUGGCUCAUACGCACAUGAAGAGGUUCUCCAAAUUUUUUGGCUUCAUGAGGAGAUAAGGCCAGUUGAGCUCAAUGAUUUUAAAGGUGGGCCGUGUAUGAUGAAACCCAACUUCUUUUAAAGUGUAGCAAAUCUCAUUUUUAUGGCCAAAUGACAGCUUGACCCAGUUGUUAUCCGAUCAAAGGGCAUUUUUUUGAAUGUCUCUUUGUGGCACAACAGCCAACGCAAAAAUGAUGGCGGCUUACAAUGGCGGUACGUCUGCAGCAGCAGCAGGUCACCACCACCACCAUCACCACCACCUUCCUCACCUCCCUCCUCCUCACCUCCAUCACCACCACCACCCUCAGCAUCACUUGCAUCCAGGCUCUGCAGCUGCGGUACAUCCCGUACAGCAGCAUGCCUCUUCGGCAGCUGCGGCCGCAGCAGCUGCGGCCGCGGCCGCGGCAAUGUUAAACCCAGGGCAGCAGCAGCCAUAUUUCCCAUCACCGGCACCGGGUCAGGCCCCUGGACCAGCUGCAGCAGCCCCAGCUCAGGUACAAGCUGCAGCAGCUGCUGCAGUUAAAGCGCACCAUCAUCAGCACUCACAACAUCCACAACAGCAACUGGAUAUUGAGCCGGACAGACCUAUUGGAUAUGGAGCCUUUGGUGUUGUCUGGUCAGUAACAGAUCCACGAGAUGGAAAGAGAGUUGCACUCAAAAAGAUGCCCAACGUCUUCCAAAAUUUGGUCUCUUGUAAAAGGGUCUUCCGGGAGUUGAAGAUGUUGUGUUUUUUUAAGCAUGACAAUGUACUCUCUGCCCUCGACAUACUCCAGCCUCCACACAUUGACUAUUUUGAAGAAAUAUAUGUUGUCACUGAAUUGAUGCAGAGUGACCUCCAUAAGAUUAUCGUCUCUCCUCAGCCACUCAGCUCGGAUCAUGUCAAAGUUUUUCUUUACCAGAUUUUAAGAGGUCUGAAGUAUCUACAUUCUGCUGGCAUUUUACAUCGAGACAUUAAACCAGGGAACCUACUUGUGAACAGCAACUGUGUUCUUAAGAUUUGUGAUUUUGGAUUGGCCAGGGUGGAAGAAUUAGAUGAAUCUCGUCACAUGACUCAGGAAGUUGUCACUCAGUAUUAUCGAGCUCCAGAAAUCCUGAUGGGCAGCCGUCACUACAGCAAUGCUAUUGACAUCUGGUCUGUAGGCUGUAUCUUUGCAGAAUUACUUGGGCGAAGAAUAUUGUUUCAGGCACAGAGUCCCAUUCAGCAGUUGGAUUUGAUCACAGACCUGUUGGGAACACCCUCACUGGAAGCUAUGAGGACGGCUUGUGAAGGCGCCAAGGCACAUAUACUCAGGGGUCCUCAUAAACAGCCAUCCCUUCCUGUCCUAUAUACACUUUCCAGUCAAGCUACGCAUGAAGCAGUUCAUCUCCUUUGCAGGAUGUUGGUCUUUGAUCCAUCCAAAAGAAUAUCUGCUAAGGAUGCCUUAGCUCACCCAUAUCUUGACGAAGGGCGGUUGCGAUACCACACUUGUAUGUGUAAAUGUUGUUUUUCCACAUCUACUGGAAGAGUUUAUACCAGUGAUUUUGAACCCAUCACUAAUCCCAAAUUUGAUGACACUUUUGAAAAGAACCUCAGUUCUGUUCGGCAAGUUAAAGAAAUAAUUCAUCAGUUCAUUUUGGAACAGCAGAAAGGAAACAGAGUGCCUCUCUGCAUCAACCCUCAGUCUGCUGCUUUUAAGAGCUUUAUUAGGUAACUUUCCACAGUUGCUCAACCAUCCGAGAUGCCGCCAUCUCCACUGGUUUGGGAAUAAAGUGGAAGAUAAUAUACUACUGAAGAUGUAAUGUAGCUUUCCACUGGAGUCUGGGAUUUGCAAUUCUGGAGGUUAAUCAUGCUUGUACUGUAAUUUUACUAAUGAAGUUUUAAAUUAACAACCACUACUUGUACAAUAUGAAUAAUAUUUAGAAAUGUACUAGACUUUUAAUCUUGUAAAGUGGUUGUGCUUUUAGAAGAAAAUAUUUUACCCAGAGUUGCACGUGUUUUAUGAAUUCUAGUGCAGCUGUGAUGGCUCAGCUCAGAACAAACAGAAUUGAACCAAAUUUGGGGAGGUUUUUUGUUCUUUUUUUUUUUUAUUGAAGUGAGAUUGUACAAAAAGAUAGACAUACAUUUUGAUAUUGAGCCAUUCCUGAAGAUUUUGGGUUUUCUAAGAUUAAGGAAUACAGAAAACUUGACUGCGACCAAUCAUGAAGUCACAUCAGAUGACAGUGACCACAUUAAGUGGGCAUGUCACCUGAUGAUCAAAUCCUAUAAAUAGCUUCUCACUAGAGCUGUGAUGGUGAUGUGUGCUGUUCUAAAAUCAAAUGUUGUGAGUAGAGAGAAUGAGUUUGUGACUAGGAGAGACUAAACUUCUGUUUCCUUACCCAGUAUAAAUAUAUAUAUAUAUUUAAUCUAUUUUUAUUAGAAGUUUUUCUGCUCUUUCUUACAUAAAACCCCCCAGCAUGCAUCUUCUAUGUGUGUAAAUAAUUCCAUUUAUGGGCUAAUUUCAGAGAUCCCUGACAUCAUUGCUGUAUAGAGAGAAACUAGCUUGCACAUUUUAGGUCUGUGAAAUUUUGUGAGAACUUUUCCUGCACUGGACAGUUGAGGAAAAAAAAGAAAAAAGAAAAGGAAAAAAAAAGCACAUAGGGAAUUAUGUUAAUUGUGUUUGUGUCUUUAGGCAAAGCUGUGGAAGUCUUGAAAUGUCACAGUAGUAAAUAACUUUUAUUACUUUUUGGCUAAUUCUUUUUCUGUUGGAACACUGAAUUCUGUGCAUAUGUAUAUAUGAACACAAAUUGAAGGCCUCUACCUCCUGGAGUAUACAACUUGGUUUGUUUACCUCCACAUGAUUUUUUUUUUUUUUUUUUUUUUUUUUUUAAGUUCAGUGUGGAGACUUGAAACUUGAAUGUCCCUUCCAACUUUUAUAUUUAAAACAAGACUAGAAAAUUGAAGACUGUUUUUCACCUGUACAAAGAAAUACUAAAGGGUGGUCUUAAAAUUUGAGCAUUGGUCUGGAGAAAAACCGUGGUGUUUGUUAUGGACAAUUAACUGUUAAAGUUAUUGUAAGUUAUCUGUAUUUAGCAGAGUAUUUUCAACAAGAGUGAUCUGAGCUGAAAUUGGAGACUAUUAGUAAGUUAUGUUUGGAAGUUUUAACUUCAAUGAAGUAAUUAUUUGCUGUGAAAGAGACAAACAUUGAAUUACUGAACAAAGAUGGUGCAAUAUCUUUGUUUUUUAUGAGGCUCCUGAGAAUAAAACCAACUGAAGCAUUUCAAUUCACUUGAAUGAGAAACGUGUUUUAAUUAAAAGAGCCCAAGAAGACACUGGUAUGAAAGGUAAAAUCUCAGAGGUUGGUCAGUUAAUGUGGCACACUUGCUGGUCACUUUGUAAAAUGUAGAUUUGAAGUACAGUGGUGAAAACAUUAAAUGUGACAUUUGAAAAAAGAA